CAGCAGAGGGACCGGAGGAGGACAGGUGGAGAAGGCACGGUUCUGCUGUGCGCUGUGUCCGGCUCACUGGCCGCCGUUUCCAGAUCACAAUGAGCCACUACGGGUCAAACCAGGCGCUCUACUCGGGCCGGAGGGCCAGCUCGAGGAGCAACCUCGCCGGCGGGAUGACCUACCAUUACGCGCGGAGCGAUGUGGCGCAAGGAGGCGGUACGGGAGUCGAGCCCGUACUGGAAGGAUUUAAUAGAUCGGCGACGUUUUCGAGGGCGACGAUGUCGAAGGGUAGCAGGAUGAUGAGCAACACCAUGGGGAGCGCCACGAUGGGUGGAAUGAGUGGCUUCAUGCCCAACCCGUCGAGAGCCGCACAGCUGCAGACUCUCUGCAAGGAGUACCUGCAGAAGGCCGACUACGCCAUUCAGACCGGCUCUGGUGAUGCAGAGGAAUACAUGAUGAUGGCAAAAGAAUCCAUUGAGAGGUUGAAAUCCUUUGCAAUGGAGAUGAGUCAAAUGGGACAACCCACUGACAAUGUAGUCAGGAGCGUGGAGCACUAUCAAGACCAGCUGAGAGGGGUCCACAUGGCCAUAUCCGGCACCGCGCUGAGGAGGAGGAGCACCAGAAAGAGCUCUGGAGGCUGGGAAGAGGCUGGAAGGAGCUACCAAGAUGCUGUUGCUUGGAUCCAUCAGCAAAAGCGUUUGAUUGAAACAACUGCUUUGGCUGACGACCCUCCAUCCAUUGAACAGCAGCUCAUUCACCACCAGAGGUUUCACGCUUCCCUGCAGGGGUCUCCCGAGAUGAUCCGAGCCCGAGAAGACCUGAUGAAGUGUCGAGACAAACCCAACCAGCAUGCCCUUGAGCAGGAGUGGGAGAAUUUACAGAAAAUGUCAAAUUUGUGGACUGGGCAGCUGCAAGAGCUGAUCCAAAUACUUCAGCAGAUAACCAAUGAGAUCAUAUGGGUGAACAGUAAAGAGGAAGAGGAGCUGAUGUUUGACUGGGGAGACAAAAAUGUAGAACAGUACAUCCCCAAGAAGCAGGAGAGCUACUCGAAACUGAUGAGUGCCUUGGAGGCAAAAGACAAGGAGCUGCAUAAACUUAAGGCUAAAGUGAAAACGCUUCUGAACAACAACCACCCAGGAUCUGACAAGAUAGAGGCUUACAUGGACACUUUGCAGACUCAGUGGAGCUGGCUUCUUCAGAUAACAAAAUGCAUUGAUACCCAUCUGAAGGAGAAUGCAGCAUAUAGCCAGUUCUUCAAAGAGGCAAAUGACACAUACAAGAAUUUGCAAAAGGAACAUGAGAACAUCCGAAAGAUGUUCACUUGUGACAAGAACACCCCGCUGGAAGACCUUCAGGAGCUCCUUAAAGGCCUGGAGAUGGAGAGGGAAAACAUCAUGGACAACAAGCGGCAGGUGAAACACUUGACCGCCAAGUCAAAAAGUAUUGUGAGGUUGAAACCCCGAAACCCAGAGGAGAGGAACAGCAGUGGCAUCAUCGUUAAGGCUCUGACUGACUUCAGAGAAGACCAGAAAGCUAUCCUUAAAGACAACGAGGCCAUUCUGAAAGACAACAGUCAGCGCAGUAAAUGGCUGGUAACCGGCCCAGGAGGGAUCGACAUGUUGAUUCCCUCCGUGUGCCUGAUUGUACCACCACCUAAUCCACUGAGCAUCAGCCUCGCCAACAAGAACGAGCAGUAUUUCGAUUCCAUCAUGUCCAUYUGGAAUCAGCUGUACAUCAACGUCAAGAGUCUCAUCUCCUGGCACUACUGUCUCAGAGAAAUCAAUUAUGUCAACUCCCUCACCAUCUCUAUGUUGUCCGAGAUGCGUCCUGAGGAGUACCGUCAAAUCAUGAAGAAGCUGGAGACCUUCUAUGAGGAGUUCAAAAUUAGCAGCCAUGGCUCGGAGAUGUUUGUUGAUGAAGACAAGAAGAGCAUUGAGAGCCAGGUUACUGUGGCUCAGGCCCACUAUGACAAGCUAGUGGUAGAGCUGCCCACAUUCACUGGACAUCAGGAACAAAUAGAAGUACAGCAAAUACCUGAGCAACAAAUUCAGGUUGCUCAGCCACAGCUGAUCAUAAUACAACAACAACAACCCCAACAACGUCAACUACUACUACUUCAACAACAGGAACAGCAGCGACAGCAACAAGUACUUCUGCUACAACAGCAGCAAGAAAAACAACAGCAACUACUUCUACUACAGCAGCAGCAAGAAAAACAGCAACAACUACUACUGCAGCAACAGGAGCGAGAAAAACAGCAACAACUACUACUGCARMAACARSAGCRASAAGCCGCAGCAGAGGAGGAGGCCAGAAGGCUGGAGGAAGAAAGACGUCAAGCAGAGCUUAAAAGGCAGGCAAAGAAAGAAGCGGCAGAGAAGGAGCAAGUGAUCAAGAAGGAAGUGGUGAAAGUAGCAAAAAUGGAGCAAAGGAGAAAAGUUUCCUCCUCCUCCUCUUCUGCRUUCUCCUCGGGAUCUCGUCUUUUAUCCGAGCUGCAUGGCCUCAGACUGAGGAUGGACACUGCUGAGGGCUCACUCAGUCAGUAUGUUCAUAUUUGUUUUGGAGAUGACGGGGCUGCAGACUGUGGUGCAAAGAUCACUCAGCUUGAGUCAAUACAGGACGAUGUCUCCUCAAUGCGUGAAGAGUAUACACAUUUAAGAGAGCGCAUCUUGAAGGAGAUGGAAACCACUAACGAUUUAGAUAAAGCACAGUUCCUCCGCAAUGAGAUCGCAGUGAUGAGCCAGAAACUGGGCAAUCUGGAGAGCAGCUCAUCUGCUUAUGUACUAAGGCUGCAGGCUCUAAGGGUCAUGCUGGAGAGCGUAGCACGAGCUGAGGACAUUGUCAAAGUUCAUGAAGCAAGACUAACAGAAAAAGAGACCACUUCUCUAUCUCCAGCUGAAGUUGGUGCAUACAUAGAGGCCCUGAAGAAUAUGAAAGCAGAGCUGAUGCAGAAACAAGAUGUUCUGACCUCUAUGGAGUCAGAGCUGUCUAAGGCGAGCCACUGGAACAGUCAGAUGGGCGGCUCCUUCCACAGGUGUGACCUGAUGCUGUCAAAGUUCACCGAGCAGGUGGGCUUGCUCUCCGACCGCUGGAGACGGAUCCAGAAACAGAUUGACAUCAGGCUGCAGGAUUUGCAGCUGUAUCUGCCUCAAUUACAGCACUACCAGCAAGUCUACACUUCUUUCACUGAGUGGAUAGAGGCCACGCGUAAAAAACAGGACGCACUACAGGCAACCAAGAUAGAGAACGUUCAAGCAGUAAAAGACCACAUUACCAACCAAAAGGUCCUGAACACAGAAAUUAAGGCAAAGCGUGAGACACUAGACAGUGUACUGCAAAACAUACACACAUGUGUGAAUACGGUCAAGGACUAUGAAACAGACCUCGCCUCUUACACCUCUGGGUUGGAAACAUUGCUCAACGUCCCCAUCAAGAGGACAAUGCUUCAGUCACCAUCGAUGGAUCUUAACAAAGAGGCAAUACAUCUUCAAACUCGUUACACGGAGCUGCUUAUUCUGUCUGGUGACUACUACAAAUUCCUGGGACAGUUGGAAAAAAACAUGGAGGAGCUUAAGAUGCGAAACACCCAGAUAAAUAUGCUUGGAGAUCAACUUGGCUCUCUGAGAGAAGAAAUGGAAGCAUGCAAUGCCAAAAACAAAUCACUGGAAGAGGCUGUUGCUCAGUUCAAGCUGCAGCUGUCUCAAUCGCAAGAGCAGUUGCUGUCAGUGGAAGAGAUAAAGCAAAAAACUGUGAUGCAGUGCAGUGCCACCAAGGACAGCUUAGAUUCCACUCAGGGCGAGCUGGCUAAGCUCAAAAGUGAGGUUCAACGCCUCGAGUACAAACUUGAUGACGAGAGAAGGAAGGCAAAGCUGGCUGAGGAGGGCUACGACAGACAGAAAAACGAGUGGGAGUCUGUACUGAACCAGAGGCAGAAAGAGCUGGACACGGUCUGCAGGUCCAAGAAGGAUGUGGAAGACAGUUUAGCAAAUAAGGAGCAUGAGAUUCAGCAGCUGCUCCAGAAGCUGGCUAAUGAAUCAACAAGGUUGAUGGAUCUUCAAAAAGAGAUGUCAAAGACACACACAUCGUUACAGUCCCUUCAGUCCAAGUACAGUGAGAUUGUAAGUGAAAAAGAUUCUUUGUCACUGAAAUUGCAACGGUUUGAAUUUGACAAAGAGCAAAUGCUAAGACUACAAGAAGAAGUGAACCACAUGAAACAUUCCCACGAGUUAGAGCUUCGCAACAAGCAACGUCUACAAGAGGACAUCGAGAGGGGGAAGAGAGAUUUGAAUUUUUGGAAGGAUCAAUGUGAAAGCAAACAAAGUUUGAUAAGGCAGUAUGACACUGACAAGGAUAUUCUCGAGAGGGAUAAGAAAUCCUUUAAAAGUGAGAUAGAGAGGUUGAUGAAAGAACACAGGGAACUUGAGGAGAAAUAUAAGAGUAGACUAUCAGUCCUCCAAAAACAACUGCAAGAUGGGACAAUUGUUAGACAGACCAUGGAGACUGAGCUAAAGCAAACUAGAGAGCCUCCAACCCCAGAUGCCUCCUCUGUGGUUUUUGAUGGAGUCCGCAAGCCAGUCACUGCAAAGCAAUUACUUGACUCAGGAGUUUUAGACAAAUCAACAUAUAACCAGCUUCUGAAAGGACAUAAGACAGUUCCAGAAGUGUCUACUGAGAAAAAAGUUCCUCUUAAAGGCACAGGGCCAAUAGCUGGAGUGAUAAUUGAAAGUCCAAAAGGUCCAGGGUCUAGCAAUAAGCCACUUUGCAAACUGACAUUUACUGAAGCCAAGAAAGAAAAUCUUCUUCCAUCAGAUAGCAUUGACUUACUUCUCGAUGCACAAGCUGCUACAGGGCACAUCAUUGACCCAAGAACCAAUCAGAAGUUAACAGUGACAGAAGCAUAUAAUCAAGGAGUUAUUGAUGAUGAGGACAAAGAGAGGUUACUUGCAGCAGAAGCGGCAGCUGUUGGAUACGCUGGGCCUGGCAAAAACAAACCACUAUCAGUGUUUCAGGCAAUGAAACAGGGAGUUAUUGACAAAAAUACAGCACUGCGUCUGUUACAAGCCCAGGAGUCUGUUGGGGGCAUUUUGGAUCCUAUACUUAGUGUGUUCCUCCCUAGAGACGUUGCCACUGAGCGUAACCUUAUUGAUGAAAGCAUGUGUAAUGCUCUGAAUCAGAGCCCAGAGCUCUAUCUAGACCCAGAAACUGAAGAAGGUGUGACCUAUAUGGCAAUGAAAAGAAGAUGUAAAAUAGAGCCACAUACAGGUCUUUGGCUUCUCCCGAUUCCUGAGAAAGUGGAUCCUUCUAACCUUGUAUUUGAUGGCGUUCGGAAACCUGUUACUGCCAAGCAUCUGUUUGAUUGUCAUGUUCUUGACAAGCCAACAUUUAAAGCUCUUAAAAAUGGAAAGAAAACAAUACCUGAGGUUUCUGAAGACAAAACUGUUAAUUUAAAGGGCACUGGGCCAAUAGCAGGUGUUAUAGUAAGCGGUCAGCGUAAAAUGUCUCUAACUGAAGCAAAAAAACAAAUGCUACUGUCCGAUGAAUGCGCGGAUUUGCUACUUGACGCACAGGCUGCUACUGGUCACAUAAUUGACCCAAAGGCUAACAAAAAGUUGACUGUUGAAGAGGCUUGUUCAAAGGGAGUAGUGGACAUUAAUGACCUGGACAGAUUAUUGGCAUCAGAAGCUGCAGCAAUUGGUUAUAAGGAUCCUAAUAAACCCAAACCUAUUUCAGUUUUUCAGCUCAUGAAAAAGGGACUUAUAGAGGAAAAGACUGGAAUACGACUUCUGCAGGCUCAAGAGUCAGUUGGAGGAAUCCUAGAUCCUGAUUUUAGUGUAUUCCUACCAAGAGAUACAGCAAUUAAACGCAAUCUUUUAGAUAAAAAUCUCUGUCAAGCUCUAAACGAGAAGCCUGAAUAUUAUGUUGACCCUAAAACAGAGCAACAUGUCAGCUAUCAAGCACUGAAAGAAGGUUGCAAGAUAGAACCACAUACAGGUUUGUUACUUUUACCUAUCCCUGAAAAGUUAGAUCCUUCAAAACUGAUCUUUGAUGGUGUAAGAAAGCCUGUAACAGCAAAGCAGUUAUUUGAUUGUGGGGUACUGGACAAACCAACUUUGAACGAACUAAUGAAGGGAGACAAAACUGUUCCAGAAGUAUCUGCAGAAAAAAAGAUACCCCUAAAAGGAACAGGAUCCAUUGCUGGUGUCACAAUUGGGUCUUUAGGAAAAAUGAAUAUUUCAGAGGUAAAGAAGCAGAUGCUUAUGUCCCCAGAGAGUGCAGAUUUGCUUCUGGAAGCCCAGGCUGCCACAGGUCACAUCAUUGACCCAAUGACCAAUCAGAAAUUGACAGUAGAAGAGGCUUGUGCAAGGGGAGUGGUGGACAGAAGUAUUCGAGAUAAACUCUUAGCAGCAGAAGCUGCUGCUGUUGGAUUCAAGGAUCCUCACACUGGAAAAUCUCUAUCAGUGUUUGAGGCAAUGAAGAAAGCAUUAAUCGACAAAAAGACAGGAGUGCGUUUGCUGCAGGCCCAGGAAUCUGCAGGGGGUAUUCUUGAUCCAAAUCUCAGUGUUUUCCUAUCAAAAGAAACUGCUGUGAAAUGCAGUCUUUUGGACCAAGACCUUGUUCAUGCACUCACUCAGAACCCUCAGUGUUAUAUUGACCCAGACACAGAGCAUGGUGUUAGCUACAGUGCUUUAAAGAAAAAAUGCCCAAUAGAACCUCGAACUGGGCUGGUGCUUCUUCCUGUUGCUCAGAAGAAAGAUCCUUCCAAACUCAUGUUUGAUGGCGUUCGCAAGCCAGUCUCUGCGCAGCAGUUGUUGGAUUGUGGUGUUCUUGACAAACCAACAUUUGAGAAGUUGAUCAAAGGGGAGAAAACUGUCCCAGAGGUUUCUGUAGACAAAAAACUAUUUCUAAAAGGAACAGAGUCUAUUGCUGGUGUCAAAGUUGGAUCUUUAGGAAAAAUGUCCAUUUCAGAGGCCAAGAAAAAGAUGCUAAUGCUUCCAGAAAGUGCAGAUUUGCUGCUGGAAGCCCAGGCUGCCACAGGUCACAUCAUUGAUCCAAUAACCAAUCAGAAAUUGACAGUAGAAGAGGCUUGUGCAAGGGGAGUGGUGGACAGAAGUAUUCGAGACAAACUCUUAGCAGCAGAAUCUGCUGCUGUUGGAUUCAAGGAUCCUCACACUGGAAAAUCUCUAUCAGCAUUUGAGGCGAUGAAGAAGGCAAUAAUUGACAAAAAAACAGCAGUGCGUUUGCUACAAGCCCAGGAAUCUGCCGGGGGCAUUCUUGAUCCAAAUCUCAGUGUUUUCCUGCCAAAAGACACAGCCAAGACGCGCAACCUUUUGGAUGAAGACCUUGUUCUUUCACUUAAACAGAAUCCUGAAUGUUACAUUGACCCAGAAACAGAGCAUGGUGCAAGCUAUGGGUCUUUAAAGAAAAAAUGCCCAACAGAGCCUCGAACUGGUUUGAUGCUUCUUUCUCUUGCUGAAAAGAAAGAUCCCUCCAAACUGAUGUUUGAUGGCUUACGCAAGCCAGUUUCAGCACAGCAGUUGUUGGAUUGUGGUGUUCUUGACCAAUCAACUUUUAACAUGUUGAUCAAAGGAGAGAAAACUAUCCCAGAGGUAUCUGCAGAUAAGAAGGUUAAUCUUAAAGGGACUGGUUCCAUUGCUGGUGUAAUUAGUAGCACUCAAGGCAAUAUUUCAUUUUCAGAAGCUAAGAAACUGAAGAUCAUAUCAGAAGACAGUGCAAAUUUACUGUUAGAGGCCCAGGCUGCCACAGGACACAUCAUUGACCCUAAAACAGAGCAGAAAUUGACUGUAGAGGUGGCAUGUAUCAGAGGAGUGGCAGAUUUUAAAGACCAAAGUAGGCUGUUAGCAGCUGAAAGUGCUGCUAUUGGCUUUAAAGAUCCCAGUUCAGGAAAGUUAAUGUCAUUGUUUGAGGCCAUGAAAAAAGGUUUAAUUGGUGAGACAACUGGCCUAAAUCUUUUACAAGCCCAAGAUUCAGUUGGAGGAAUUUUAGACCCCAAUCUUAGUGUAUUUCUACCUAAAGAUGUAGCUUUAAAGCGAAACCUGUUAGAUGAAAAACUAAUUCAUGCUCUUAAACAGAAUCCUCCUUGUUAUCUUGACCCAGAAACUGAACAGAAUGUCAGCUAUGGGGCUCUCAAGGCAAAAUGUAAUACAAACACUCACACUGGUUUACAUAUUUUGCCAAUGUCAGGGAAGCUUGACCCCUCCAAAUUAUUUUUUGAUGGUGUCCACAAGACAGUCACAGCACAGCAGCUACUAGAUUGUGGAGUUCUGGACAAACAAACAUUUGACCAACUAACAAAAGGGAAGAGAACUGUUUCAGAGGUUUCUGUAGAUAUUAAAAUGUUUUUAAAAGGGACAGGAUUAAUUGCUGGUGUAGCUGCUGGGCCUCUUGGACAAAUGUCCUUCACAGAAGCAAAAAAACAGAAAAUCAUGUCAUCUGACAGUGCUAACAAACUUCUUCUUGCCCAGGCAGCUACAGGUUACAUCAUUGACCCCAGGACAAAUAAGAAACAUACAGUAAAAGAAGCAUGUGCCAGAGGACUAGUAGACAAAGAAAAUGAAUCAAUAUUGUUUUCAGCUGAAACUGCUGCUAUCGGGUAUCAAGAUCCAGAUACUGCCAAAUUUCUGUCAGCUGGCCAAGCCAUGAGAAAGGGAAUAAUUAACAAAGACACUGCACUACAGCUCCUUCAGGCUCAGGACUCGGUUGGUGGAAUUUUGGACCCCAGUGUCAGUGUUUUCCUACCCAAAGAUAUUGCAAAGAAACGAGGUCUUAUUGAUGAGGACCUCUAUCAGGCACUGAAUAAGUCUCCCAAGUGCUAUCUAGACCCAGAUACUCAACAACCAACUACAUAUGCAUCACUGAAGACAAAAUGUAAAUCUGAUCCCAGCACUGGACUUUUGCUUCUCCCCAAACCUAAACAAUCAACUAUAAGGGGACUUCGAAACGAGGUGUCUGUCAUAGAGCUGGUUGAAGCAAAGCUGUUAAGCAAAUCAGAUGUGGACCAGCUGAACGCAGGCAAACUUACAACCCAAGACAUUGAGGAUCGCCUUAGGUCAUACUUGCGAGGUUCCACUUGCAUAGCAGGAGUUUAUGAUGAAGCCAGUAAGAAAGUCCUAUCAAUCUAUCAAGCUAUGAAAAAUGGACUUCUGCGACCUGGCACCACUCUAGAACUACUUGAAGCCCAAGCUGCAUCAGGUUUUAUGAUUGAUCCUGUCAAUAAUCUCUUUCUGACUGUUGCUGAAGCCUACAAUAAAAGGCUUUUUGGGCCAGAAUUUAAGGAAAAACUGCUUUCAGCAGAAAAGGCUGUUACCGGUUACAAAAUGCCUGUAACAGGUGAGAUAAUCUCCCUCUUUCAGGCCAUAGAGAAUUCUCUAGUGGAGAAGGGUCAUGGCAUUCGUCUGCUGGAGGCACAGAUUGCCAGCGGAGGCAUCAUUGAUCCCCAACACAGCCACCGUAUUGAUGUGAAUAUUGCAUAUAAAAGAGGCUAUUUUAAUGAAGAAAUGAAUAAGAUCCUGACUGACGAAAGUGAUGACACUAAAGGUUUCUUUGAUCCCAACACAGAGGAAAACCUGACCUAUCUGGAACUUAAAAAACGUUGUAUCUCAGAUGAGAACACUGGGCUUAUUCUGUUGCCAAUCAUAGACAAGAAGAAGCAGGAGUCAAGCAAAAAGAACACAGUAAGAAAGAGGAGAGUGAUAAUUGUGGAUCCAGAGACUGGUAAAGAGAUGACAGUACGUGAAGCAUACAACAAAGACUAUAUUGACUAUAACACCUACCUGGAGCUGUCAGAGCAGGAAUGUGAGUGGGAAGAGAUUACCAUCACCGCUCCAGAUGGCUCCAUGCGGUUUGUUAUCAAUGACAGGUCAACUGGAAGACAAUAUGACAUCAAUGACCUGCUAGAAAAGCGAGUCAUUGAUCAGUCUGUUGUAGAGCAGUAUCGCUCACAAGCUAUCACCAUCACUCAAUUUGCACAUAUCAUCAGUAAUCGGGCUACACACAAGUCAUCAUCUUCAUCAUCAUCAACUGGAUCAUCAUUAAACUUCAUCCCAGAACCAUCAGGAAGAUCAUCAGUUACAUCAUCAUCGUCAUCAAUGCUAUCCACUUCAGGAACUUCAGCUUCUUUAAGCUCAUCUUCAGUAACAUCAUCAACCUCAAAAACAUCAGUAGUCCCUGUUCCAUCGAUUACAUCAUCUUCCUCAUCCUCUUCUUCAUCAACUGUUGUAUCGAGGCCGUUAUCUCCUACAGUCACCAAAACAACUACGACAAAAACUACCACAAUCAUAGAGAAACGCUCAUCAUCCAGCGUUGUCGCUGAAAAAUGUUCAGACUCCCUGGAGCAGGGAUCCCAUGUAUCGAUCACUCUGUCCCCUCCUCUUGAACCAGUUGGCGAGGUGGAGCCUGUAGGAGCCAUUUUUGACACAGAGGCACUAGAGAAGAUUUCUAUCACAGAGGCUUUAAAUCGAGGUCUAGUAGAUUCUAUCACAGCCCAGAGAUUGCUUGAGGCCCAAGCUUGCACUGGAGGAAUUGUGAAUCCCACAGAUGGCAAGAGGGUCAGCGUACAAGAGGCUUCUCAAAUGGGUUUAAUAGCUAAUGACAUGGUCACUAAACUAAAACCUGCCCAGAAAGCCUAUUUUGGUUUUGAGGAUUUAAAAUCCAAAAAGAAGUUGUCAGCUGCUCUGGCCAUAAAGGAAAUGUGGCUACCAUAUGAGGCAGGGCAGAGAUUUCUGGAGUUCCAGAUUGCAACAGGUGGGCUUUAUGACCCAGAAAAGGGCUGUAGAAGAAGCAUUGAGGAUGCUUUGAAAAUGGAUUGGGUGGAUCAAAGAACGGCACAAAAGCUCCAGGAUGUCAAAAAACAUACAAAAAAUUUGACAUGUCCCAAAAGCAAACUUCGAAUUUCUUACAAAGAAAUCCUUGAUAACUGUCUAGUUGAAGAGGGCACUGGGGUGAAAAUGCUUCAGGCAUCAUCUGUAUCCUCUAGAGGUAUCAGCAGUCCAUACAAUGUUGCUUCAGCCCCGGGAUCCAAGACAGGAUCCAGAAGCGGUUCACAAAGGGGCUCCCGCAGAAGCAGUUUGGAUCUGGGUUCAUCAUUAACACAACAUAAUCUUACUAGCUUUACCAGCUUUUCCUCUACCAGAUAAAUCCAUAAAAUGCAAAGGCUUUUACAUUUAUCCACUUUUCUUGCAAAUUAAGUAAUCGUUCUUACAAUACUGUCAGUGUGUGGGGAUUUACUAAAUAUUUUCUUUCUGUGCAGUAGAAAUGUUUUUCGUUCUYUUUUUUUGCAUUUGGUUUUACUUUGUUUUUGGCGCUUCAAGUAAAAGAUAUGAAGAACACUUACAGAACAGAUUUAUGACAAUCAAGAAAAGUAUUAUUAACAGCCACCUUAAGGUAUUUGGAGAGGAAAUACAUGUGUUAUGAUUAUCAUUGGUAUCCUUAAAAAAAAUCUUAAUUAUUGCCAUAUUUGUUUUUGCAUGCUCUGUUUCAAAAAUAUUAUUUUCCAAAGUUUCAUGGAAUAUGGCUCUCAAUAUGGCUCUUUCAUGGACUAUCCUCUCAAUUUGAAUAAUUACUAUAAUCAGCUUUUGUUUCAUGAAUCAUUGAAAUAUGAUGUAUGUUUGUUUUCUGGGGUAUAAGUUUGUUGACAUUAUUGGUUUAAUGGUUUUAUUUUACUGAGCAAUUUUUUUAAAGGAAUCUGUUUUCUGAUUAGUACGAUAUAUACGCUGUUUAAUUUGUUACCAUCAUUUAUUAAAGAAGAGUUUGUACUCGUGUGGAUUUGAAACCA
Molecule: messenger RNA, 11782 nt
Organism: Poecilia reticulata (guppy)
Lineage: Eukaryota; Metazoa; Chordata; Actinopteri; Cyprinodontiformes; Poeciliidae
Source: RefSeq, a predicted model, not a curated record